This is a messenger RNA of Hydatigera taeniaeformis, 1317 nucleotides long. NCBI's taxonomy places the organism in Eukaryota, Metazoa, Platyhelminthes, Cestoda, Cyclophyllidea, Taeniidae. The record is from the annotation of a GenBank genome assembly.
UUAGAGAAGCAUGAUAAUGUUCAUAGAAUCAAGUGGAACUACUGGUCGAAGAACAUUCUCAUCAUUCACAAAAUGAACACUCCCUCCGUCGUCACUGGACUCAAAGCCGUCGUUUACUUCCUCCUUAAGUACUUCAACGCGUUUAUAUUUUUGGAAAAGCCCAGCAUUGAUGCUCUUCGAGCCGACGAGGAAUUUCGGCCAAUUCUUGAUGCACACAUUCGUUAUGAAAGACCUCCAUCCUCCGGUGAUCGCAAAGGAUCUAUGACAGCUGUAGAGCGAUUUGAUCUGCCUCCUGAAAUAGCUGAUGCUGGCAAAAAUCCUGACCAGUUCUGGCAGACUGACAGACAAAUGGUUAAUUUUGAGAGCGCGAUUGUAGUGUUUGACAGUCAAAUGGUCAAUGAACCCAAUCUUACGGACAUGGUCAUUUGUAUGGGUGGUGAUGGUACCCUUCUUCAUGUGGCAUCCCUUUUUCAGGAUACGGUUCCGCCCAUCAUUUCUUUCUACAUGGGUAGUCUGGGCUUUCUCACACCCUUCAAUUUCGCUGACUUCCCUCAUGUUCUCAAACAAAUUUACACUGGUAUGAGUAAUGUCAAAUCUAUCUUUGAAUUAUUGGGUAAAUUUCUUUUGCUUAAACUAACCUGUCUUCUUCAUUUGCAAUUACGUUCAGAGGGUGGUCCCUGCAUUCUUCGCUCUCGACUCUGUUGUCAGAUGAUACGUGGUGAGAAUUCGGAAACGUGCCCUCAUACAUCUAUAGAACUGGACUCUGUCAAAAACCAAACGGGGGCGGAUUUUUUUCACAUAUUGAACGAAGCCACCUUCACUCGUGGAAACUGCCCUUACCUCACGGUCUUGGUUCUCAGUGUUGACGGCAAAGAGGUCACUCGAUUCUGCGGUGAUGGCUUAAUAAUCUCCACACCAACGGGGAGUACAGCGUACUCUAUGUCAGCAGGGGCAUCGAUACUGAAUCCUGGAGUGCCGGCCAUUCUUGUGACACCUAUCAACGCACACUCUCUGAGCUGCCGUCCGCUGGUUCUCCCCUUUUCUACUCGUCUUGAGGUUUUUAUUGCCCCCGACGCGCGUUGCGAAUCCGUUCACCUCUCUAACGAUGGGCGCCUCCGACACCAUCAUAUCGUUCACAAAGCUGAUCGCGUUGUAUUCACUGCCUCUCACUUCCCUGUUCCAUGCUUUGGUAGUGAAAACCAGGUGGCCGAUUGGUUCAAGGAUCUGGCUCACUGUCUGCACUGGAACGCACGACAUCGGCAGAACGAGUUCAACGAGGCCAAUUUCUUGCCUGAGCGUUUUCACGAGUUCUGCUGA